GCUUCUCAUAAUCAAUUGAUACUGGCCGCAUCCUAUUGAAAUUGUAGCCGAGAUCACCUUUCUUUGUCUGUUGUCUCAGUUACCCCUCCUUGCCGACUUACCCAUUACCUACAGCAAUUGAUAUAUGGAUAGAGAUCUGGCUGUGAUGGUACAACGGACCACUCGGCUUUCGACUUGAUUACAUCUAUAUAAUUAUCUCAUAAACUUAUAACCUUACGUUGGAGGACCGAAACACCAUCAAACCAGCGCAAUGUCAACCCCCGGCCCAGUGAGCGUGUCAGACGUGCUGGACUUUCAAGCCUCCAGCUCCGCAGAGUGUUCAGUCAAUUUCCCACCAGCCAUCUGCAUAGGCUCCGUGACCGUCGGUGGCCUCGUUGCAAGUGUCGCAACCAAAUAUGCGCUGUCUUAUGCGUCCAAGCAUCCGAAAUUGCGCUUUCAGACAGAUCUCCGAGAUGCAGCCCACCAGUUCUAUAGACCGAUAAUGCCGGCCAACGGCAUUGUAACAAUGAAGCUCCAUGAAGUCAAUGUAGGUAGAGGUUGGUCAAACCUACGUGUAGAAUUGUUCCAAGGGGAGCCUCGUAGGAUCUGUGCCUCGGCAAAUAUCAUAAUUUCGAAUCUUUCUCUUCCAGGAGUAACACUGCCUACGGGCUGGCAUCUCUCUCCACCGGCCCAUCGCGUCGACUUAAGCCAGCUUGAAAGCCAUGCCGACCCGGACUGGGUGUGCUAUCACGUUGGUUUCUAUCCAAACGGCUUCCGGCGUGGACAGUCAUAUGCUAAGAACUUUAUCCCUGUGCAUUGGCCACCACAAAUCACUUAUGUCGAACAAUGGGUUGUGCCAGGAUGGGACUGCACACCUCUAGGAUCCCGGGAUGCUUCAAAACCACCGGCCCGCUGGACCAACGACAUGAUCGAAUUCGUUACCGAUUUGAUCCUACCAGUUCAGGAGAACUUUAUUCUACGGAAGCCUGAUCAACCAAAGCCGCUCGGCAGUAUUGCAGCAACUCUGGACUUCGCUCUGGCACAGAACGAGGCGAGAGAACGAGGCGACCACGAGUGGAGAAAGCUAAUGAAUGAUGGAUCGCUGGAUUUCGAGGGAUCUCUGCUUAUCAACUCGACCCUCAGUAUGUCAACUGAGAUCAAGAAGAGGUUGCCUGCUGAGGGUGUUCGCUGGCUCUAUCUUAGAUCGGAAGCGAAGCGCGUCCAGAAUAGCCGGAUGGACUUGGAGGUCCUGGUGUUUGACGAGGAGAUGGACUUGGUAGCGAUCAGCCACCAAGAUGUGCACCUCAUUCCAGCCGAUCUUAAGAACACGAGAACUUCUGCUAUAUAAAAUUUAUUUAGGAAAAGAGUGAACACGAGGAGAAUAAUGGAAUUCAGACUUGACAUUUCAAUCAAAACAACUCUCAAGGUGCAAUAUAACAUAAUCAGCUACGUAUGUAGUUAUGUAUGUGAAGGCUAGUUAAUAUCCCCAGUGGUAAAAUGGAGUAUACGAGGCUAGUUUGACAGAGGAUGAAACGUGACAAUGAACCCGAGCAUUGGAAAGUUGAAGUGAGCCAGCCUAUUUUGUAAUUUUUUCUCCGGCUGCGGUCCAGUCAUGAUGUUUGA
Molecule: messenger RNA, 1602 nt
Organism: Talaromyces proteolyticus
Lineage: Eukaryota; Fungi; Ascomycota; Eurotiomycetes; Eurotiales; Trichocomaceae
Product: thioesterase-like superfamily-domain-containing protein
Exons: 3
Coding region: 251-1327 (358 amino acids)
Source: RefSeq, a predicted model, not a curated record